Drosophila novamexicana is the source of this 1830-nucleotide messenger RNA. Its product is annotated as asparagine synthetase domain-containing protein CG17486. Gene Ontology annotation, molecular function: asparagine synthase (glutamine-hydrolyzing) activity. The record is from RefSeq and is a predicted model, not a curated record. The transcript is spliced from 2 exons. The coding region runs from base 65 to 1810 and encodes 581 amino acids. Lineage: Eukaryota; Metazoa; Arthropoda; Insecta; Diptera; Drosophilidae.
GGUUCGGAAAGCGCACGCACAUGCCAAUGUUUACAUAUCGUACAUUUGGCAUUUUGAAUUUGUAAUGUGCGGCAUAUAUUGUGGAAUAAGCCGUAAUAAUGAUGAUGCCAGUUGUCAUAUGCACAGCGCCUUGGAGACGCUACUACACAAUCGCGGACCCGACCUAAAAGACAAGCUCAUCGUGGACAAUGUGCUGCUGGCCGGCAACGUUCUGUGGCAACAGGGCGCCGCGCCACAAAAGCAGCCCCUAGUCAAGGAGGAUCUGGUGCUGCUCUUCAACGGAGACUUGUACAAUUUAAAUGAAAAGAAGCCCCCAACCCAGGCAGACAGCGCCUGGCUGCUGGAACAGCUAAUCAACUGCAAGAGCAGCGACGAUGCGCAGCUGUUGGCGCUGCUGCAGCGGCUCGAGGGACCCUACUGCCUGAUCCUCUACAACAGACGUGACCAGGUUCUGUACUUUUGCCGCGACGCACUGGGCAGAAAUUCGCUAAUCGUCGAGCGGCACACGCAUUGCCUCAAGCUGAUGAGCACCUCGUGCCACGUGGAGCAGCAGGCGCCGGCUGCCUCAACGGAGCUGCCGCCACUGGGCCUGUACAAGCUGCAUGUGGCGGAGCUCGACAAGUGCACAUUAUAUCCCUGGCAGCAGCUUAACAAGGACACAGAGCAGCAGCUGGCGUUGCUGGACGCUGCCAUGCUCUGGAGCACAAGGCUGGAGCGGCUCAUAGCGCCGGCAUGGCUGCUCGACACGACACAGACACAGGUGGCCAGCUACGAUCUAUACGAGCUAGCCGCCGCCGAGACAGUGCAGCUGGAGCCGGAGGCGCUCUACAAGCGUCUGCUGGAGCAUGCGCCUGUGCAGCAGGCGAUACGCAAAUUGGACGAACUGCUGCAGCAUUCGGUGGCGGCACGUGUGCUGCAUACGGCGCCCGUUUGCCGCAGAUGUGCCACAGCUGGCAGCUGUGCUCAUGCCAAAAUCUCCAUACUAUUCUCGGGCGGCAUUGACUGCAGCAUACUGGCGCUGCUCGCCGACAAAUAUGUGCCGCAAACGGAGCCCAUCGAGCUCAUCAAUGUGGCCUUUGAGCGGCUGACGGCAACAGCAGCCGGGCCGGCUCAGCAGCCGGAGAGCAAAUGGAAUGUGCCGGAUCGCCAGACUUCGCUACAAACGCUGGACGAACUGCAGCGCCUGUGCCCGCAGCGCAACUGGCAGCUGCUGCAGGUGAAUGUCAGCCGACGCAAGCUGCAGCAACAGCUGAGCACGCACAUCCGCCAGCUGAUCUAUCCGCUGCAAACGGUGCUGGACGAGUGCCUGGGCUGUGCCUUCUGGUUUGCCGCCGCCGCGCCCCAAUCAACGGCACGCGUUGCACUCCUGGGCAGCGGCGCCGACGAGCUCUUUGGCGGCUAUACGCGUCAUCGCAAUGCCUGGCGGCGUGCCGGCAGCGAUGGGCACUCGCGUCAGCUGGCCGUGCGCCAGGAGCUGGACAUGGACUGGCAGCGCAUACCGGCAAGGAAUCUGGCGCGCGACGAUCGCAUCAUUGCGGACAGCGGCAAGACGGCGCGCGCCCCCUUCAUCGAGGAGCAUCUGGCCAGUUUUGUGCGCUCACUGGCGCCACAGCAGCGCUGCUGUUAUAGUCUGGCCGAGGGCGUUGGCGAUAAGCUGCUGCUGCGCCUGUACGGCCACAGUCUGGGGCUGCGCGAGGCGGUGCUGCUCAAGAAGCGGGCCAUACAGUUCGGCUCUCGCAUUGCUGACAAGAGGCAGCAGGCGGCACAGCAAUCCGACUAUCUGCGCUUCGAGUCCUUGCAACUGAAUUGAUGGCGCACAAUAUUAAUAUG